Messenger RNA from Cladocopium goreaui, 924 nucleotides. The record is from the annotation of a GenBank genome assembly. NCBI's taxonomy places the organism in Eukaryota, Dinophyceae, Suessiales, Symbiodiniaceae.
GCUACUGCCGUUCCUUCUCGCGGGUGUCGUUGCUCAUGGUGUCGAGGUGGCAGCGGUGGCAGCAACGACACCGAGCGCGCGCUUUGGUUAAUGUUCGGCGUGAACAGCAUUUUAACAGGUUUGCAGAUCUUUUUUGGCCUCUUAGCGAAUUCUCUUUCCCUCUUGGGCGACGGUGCGUUGAUGGCUAUGGAUGGUGCAUCUUAUGCCGUCAGUCUCUAUGCAGAGAAGCGCAAGUCUUCUGCGGAGGAUGCAACGCGUUUGGACAAGAGGGCCGCCUUCUUCAGUGCAGCCAUGUUGGCGGCCACCACGGCUUGGGUUCUCUUCGAUGUGAUCGAGCGGCUGUUGGGGGAAGAAAGGGAAGCUGCCAUUGAGGUUUUUGUAUCAAGAUCCUUUUUGCUGGACCUCCAGCAGCAGGUGAAUGGCAUGUCGCAACUCCACGACAUAGAGGUAAACAGUGACAUCAUGAUCAUUUUUACAGCCGUAAACCUGGCAGCAGAUUUGAUGGUUGCAUUUUGUGCCUGGAAUUGUGGAGCCUCUCAGGUGUUGGAGGAGGAGGACACUUCGAAUCUGAACCUGUUUGGAGCGUUAGCGCACUUGGGCGCUGACAUGGUCCGCGGCUUGGCCGUGCUGCUGGCCGGCAUCUUGGCCGAGGCCAACGUGGUGGACGCCGCCAAGGCGGAUGCUUAUUGUUCUCUCUUCGUUUGUAUCUUUGUUCUUAUGGCCACAGCCUCGCUUCUUAAGACUGUUCUUCAGAAGAGCAAUCCACUUGCCUAUGCCCAUGUGGAAAUAGCAGAUGAAGCUCACUCCGUGCAUGGCCAAGCCACUGCCACGUGCUUGGGCAAAUCCAGUGAGGGGUCUCCGGGGUCUCCAGUCUCUCCGGUGCCUCUGAAGGCUGGAGAUUCAGAGCUGCCUGAUGGCAUCUGA